AUGAGUGAUGCUCCACACCACCGCGUUGUGCUGCUCAUGCUCAUGCUCAUGCUCAUGCUGAUGCUCAUGCACUCUCCACGUUCCCUCCCCCCCCCGUGUUUGGGUCUGGCGCUCCUUUCCAUAAACCGCCCACGGGCGUUACUCCUCCCCCUGGUGCCGUACUCUUGCCGCGGGCUCCUGCCAUACUUCCGCAAAUCCACGCACGACGCCGGCGGCACCACUGCCGUAUCAGCAGUAGCGACAGCUCGCGCGAUUGUGAUGCAGCAUCCGUCAUCACAAUCAGCAACGCGGCGGCGGGCCGAGGUCGCCAGCUGCUCUGGCGGCGGCGGCGGUCGUACCAACGGCAACGCAGCUGCUGGCGGCGCCGCCAGCAGCACCACAGCCUUUCAGUUAACCAUGAGCCACAUUGACGGGCAGUUGCUCGGGCGAAACUGUGGAACUGGCUGUAGCCGUACUGGCGGCGGCGGAGGUGGCAGCAGUAGCAGGGAUCUGACCCGCCAGCUAGAAGCAGCGUGUGCUCUGGCCCGUCGGAUUAAUCUCGGUAUGGAGCUACAGCUCAAUGCAGGGAGGCUGCACUGUACUGCACCGACGGCAUCAGGUGGUGGUGGCGGCGGCGCCGCUGCCGCCGUCGCAGCCAGUUCCACCGCCGUGGCGGAGGCUGUAGCCUGCUCCAGUGCGCCGCCACGGCCUUACCAACGGGAGCUGUUGUCGGCGGCCGCUACAGGAGCUUCGGCUUCAGUCCCAGCGGACAGCGAAGCUCCACGCGGAGGAGGGGGUUUCCUAUCCCCGCCAACGACGACUCGGCCCAUGCUUCCGAUGCUGCCGUCGGUGUCUUUCCGCGUGCCUCCCGCAAUGGUGACGACGGCAACGGUGGCGGCUGCGGCGGCGUCGGCGUCAGCUGGUGGGGCCCUGGCGGCGGCGGCUACGUCAAGGACCGCCAGGUACUGCGCUUUCAGCUGGGCUGGCGCCGCCAGCACUGCCGCCGCCGUGGCGGCGACGACGCCUCCGCCGGGGUCUAUAUUCCUGCCGCCGCAGCCACCGCACCCGCCACAAGGCCACCACCCGUGUCAUCACCCGGAGCAGCCGAGCCAACGAGAACGGGAUCUCGAAGCGCAGCUCGAACGCGAACAUCGCGACCACGCGGUGGAGCUGGAGCUGCUGGAAGUGAAGCACAGGCGUGAGGUCCAGAGAUUGCGGUCUGAAGCAGCUGCCGUACAGCAGCUAAACCGGGAGCUGCAAUCCGCGGUACGGCGGUUGCAGGGAGAUGUACGGGUGUGCGACCAGCUCAUAAACUGGCUUGCUCCGGAGGAUUGGGACGUGGAUGGGUCGGAGGGGGAGGAGGGAGGAGCUGCGGUGCAGGUGGUGACGUGGGCCCCUAGAUGUGACUCAGGGGCACAAGGAAUGAGCGAGAGAGGGGACGACGAGGCAUGCCCCACUGAUUUGCAAAUGAUAGCCCAGUUUAUUCUGUAG
This is a messenger RNA of Volvox carteri f. nagariensis, 1470 nucleotides long. RefSeq lists its product as uncharacterized. The transcript is spliced from 6 exons. NCBI's taxonomy places the organism in Eukaryota, Viridiplantae, Chlorophyta, Chlorophyceae, Chlamydomonadales, Volvocaceae. The coding region runs from base 1 to 1470 and encodes 489 amino acids. The record is from RefSeq and is a predicted model, not a curated record.